GGAGCGUCGUUCAACUUCCGAUCGCAGACAGGCGAGAUACCCUGACUGCCUUGCAUGGUAUGGAUGAGAGAGCAAGAUUCCCUUUAAAGAGACAGUCUGUGAAACAGAAGCGCAUCAUAUAGACGCUGGGAGAUUCCGCCAUCUCUCUAUCACCUUAUCAAAAAGGGAAAGUAUAGCUCUCCUGCCCUUCAAGCGGAAACCGGACGAUUUUUUUUUCGAGGAACAGUCAGGGUGGUUCUUUGUAUUGAAGUUGGAAAAAUUAAUAGUGCGAUGGAUUAACACGAUGUCAAACUGACAAAAAUAGAGAAGUUGAGGGACAGUAUCAGGAGUUUGCAAAGAAAAGAUAUAAACAUCCAGUUUUUAAAAACUUUUUAAGGAUAUAGGACAAUGUACAGUUUGGACGCAAUACACGGGUGUUAGAACAACAUUUAAUCAUUUAUGAUGUUGGUGAUUUUUAUCCUUUUCCACCCAAACUGAAGUGCAUUUUUGUAUUUCGAUUUUCAAAAAGCAUAUAUUACGGUAGGACAAACGUUUUUAUUGCCUAUUCGUUUUAAAAGUUCAUAGGCACUGGAUACUUUUAUGAAUACCGCAUCGCAUAUAAUUUUAUUGUUGCAUUAAGAGCGAUAAAAUGGCAUGACAGUUUUGACUGCUAUGUGCGGAGAUUCAGGAGUUUUCUCCGCAUCAAUGUUUAGAAUUCGGAUGAGUCGGGCCAUGUGAAGUUCUGCGUGGAUGCCAGCGGCUCUGAUACCAGGAGCUGGCUCCAAAACAUCCAGUUUGCUCCGCUGGCCCACCAGCACAACCUGAACCUGUGCCAAGUAGAUGAUCAGAUAUUUUAUAGAGUUACACGUGACAUUCAAGCUGGUGAGGAGCUGCUACUUUUCAUGAAGGCAGAGGAAUAUUCACACGAGGUCAUGGCACCUGACAUUCAUGUGUGUUUUACAUUGUCUGUUGUCACAGAGGAAAGGCAGUAUCGUUGUGAGGACUGUGACCAGAACUUUGAGUCCAGGACAGAGCUGCUGGAUCACCAGAAACAGCCGUGUGGGACGCCACUCUCUGGCUUCUCUUUACCCAACCAGGGGGACGCUUCCCGUAGCCCUCAGGAGUACAGGGACUGUGAUCAGGAGUUGCCAGACAUGCAGAGUCUGGAGACACAUGCCCUGGUCAGUGUGGAGGAACGAGAAUACAAAUGUGACCAGUGCCCUAAAGCCUUUAACUGGAAAUCCAAUCUGAUUCGGCAUCAGAUGUCACAUGAUAGCGGCAAGCACUACGAGUGUGAAAACUGCUCAAAGCAGGUGUUCACAGACCCCAGUAACCUACAGAGACACAUCCGCUCACAGCAUGUGGGGGCACGCGCACAUGCCUGCCCCGACUGCGGCAAGACUUUCGCCACAUCGUCGGGCCUCAAGCAGCACAAGCACAUCCACAGUAGUGUCAAGCCCUUCAUAUGUAAGUCAGUCAGAAUCUUCAUAUGCGAGGUGUGUCACAAGUCCUACACACAGUUCUCCAACCUGUGCCGCCACAAGCGGAUGCACGCCGACUGCCGGACACAGAUCAAGUGCAAGGACUGCGGCCAGAUGUUCAGCACCACAUCCUCACUCAACAAGCAUCGUCGUUUCUGUGAGGGGAAGAACCAUUUUGCCACAGGAGGCCUAUUUGCGCAGGGGAUGUCACUCCAGGGUGCCGCCGUGCUGGACAAAGCAGGAAUUGCUGGGAUGACUCACGGCAGCCCUGGAUUGACAGACUACUUUGGGACUAACAGACACCACAGCAGCCUGACAUUCCCCACGGCUCCCAGCUUUCCCUUUAGCUUCCCUGGCCUUUUCCCCUCUGGACUAUACCACCGACCGCCACUCAUUCCCAGCACAUCCCCAGUGAAGGGGCCGUCAGGUUUGGAACAUCCAGGUAACAACCCCUUAAUGCCGUCGCUGCAACAAUGCCCAGGUGACCGGGACCUGAUCAAAGCGCUAGAUAAAGAGUCCCCUCUUGAGCCAUCUAAGGUCACGAAACUCCAGAUGGAGGCAUCCUCUGAGCCAAGGUGUGCCGCUAAACUGAGUGACCAAUCAGAGAGCAGUGACCUGGAUGAUGUCAGCACCCCGAGUGGCAGUGAUCUGGAGACCACAUCUGGCUCAGAACUUGAGAGUGACCUGGAGAGUGACCGAGAAAGGACUCGGGACAAUGGCAAAGUGACAAAGAGAAAGUCUGGAAGCCCCCAAACCCUGCCCUUAGUUAAUAACAACAACAAGGAUUUCAUCGGCAACAGCCUCUUUCCACAGACUCUGGAUGAGCACACAGCUGUUUCUGGUGCAGUCAAUGACUCCAUCAAGGCCAUUGCUUCAAUCGCAGAGAAAUACUUUGGAUCUACGGGGCUCACUGGACUGCAAGACAAAAAGGUGGGUGCAUUGCCAUACCCAACCAUGUUCCCCCUUCCCUUCUUCCCAGGCUUUUCACCACCCCUCUACCCUUUCCCUGAGAGAGACCUGCACCCAUCCACUGUAAAGGGAGAGUCUCAGUCUCCCCCGGCCGAGGCCAAGAAAGGCCAAAGCAGGAACUCUGAUUCACCAUUUGACCUCACUACCAAACGCAAGGAGGAGAAACUCACUCCCUUUCCAUCCUCAAAGCCUGACGUGUCACAAGCAGCCAGUCAGGACCAGCCGCUGGAUCUAAGCAUGGGCAGCAGGAGUCGCAAUGGACCUGGCCUGACAGACCCAGACUCAAAGAAGAGCCACAUGUUUGGAGAGCAGAAGGCAGAGACGGAAACACAGAAAGCAGACUCCUCAUUGCAACAUGCUCGGCCCACGCCCUUCUUCAUGGACCCCAUUUACAGCAGGGUUGAAAAGAGGAAGAUCAGUGAUCCGUUUGAGGCCCUCAAGGAGAAGUACAUGCGGCCAGGUCCCGGAUUCCUCUUUCACCCCCAGUUUCGUAUGCCCGACCAGAGAACAUGGAUGUCAGCCAUAGAGAACAUGGCAGAGAAACUGGAGACGUUUAACUCCCUCAAACCAGAAGCCGGUGACCUCAUGCGUUCUGUCCCAUCCGUUUUUGACUUCAGGGCCCCCCCAAGUACUAUCCCAGACACCCUGUUGCGUAAGGGCAAGGAACGCUACACAUGCAGAUACUGUGGAAAGAUAUUCCCACGCUCUGCUAACCUGACGCGACAUCUGAGGACACACACAGGGGAGCAACCAUACAGGUGUAAAUACUGCGACCGGUCCUUCAGCAUUUCAUCCAACCUGCAGCGGCACAUCCGCAACAUCCACAACAAAGAGAAGCCUUUUAAAUGUCACCUGUGUGACCGAUGCUUUGGCCAGCAAACCAACCUGGAUCGCCAUCUGAAGAAGCAUGAGAACGGGAAUCUCUCAGGCACGGCCAUGUCGUCUCCCCAGUCUGAGCUGGACAGUAGCAGUGCCAUCCUGGAUGACAAAGAGGACUCGUACUUCACUGAAAUACGAAACUUCAUUGGCAACACGGGCCAAAACCAGCCAUCCCCCGAGCAAUCAGAGGAAGGGAUGAACAGUAGUCAGUUUGAGGAAGAGAAGGCUCUGCUGCCCAGCCAGGAAUCACAUGACCUGGAGGAAGAGGAAGAACAAGAGCUGGACAUCAAUGAAGAGGAGAGGCGACAUGAUGAUGCCGGGGGCAAGUCUGCGAAUGAAGCCUUCCCCAGCCGCCUGGAAGAUGACGUCAUUCACAGCGAGACUGAAUUUGAAGAAGCAAAUGAAAAUGACCUGAAUUUCAAGGCCUUCCCAAGGAGGUUUGAGGAUGAUGAAGACCAGAGCGGGUUCUCAGCACUGGAGCAUAUUCGCCACAUUUCUAACAUGCGCAAGAUAGAGGAGAGUGAGUUCAGCGACAGCGAUGCUGGCUUCAUGAGCAGCCACCUCCCAGAUGCCAUUAAACCGCCACUCUACAGGAAAUCCAAGUCCCAGGCAUAUGCCAUGAUGCUGUCUCUGGCUGACAAGGACACCCUCCAUGCAGCCUCUCAUGCUUCAUCCAACGUGUGGCACAACCUGGCCAGGGCAGCUGCGGAGUCCAGCCAAGUAUGAUAGACCCACAUGCCGACCCGACCCAACCAGCUGCACUGGAGCGAACCAUCUAACAGACCACUGAACAGAAAGCCUUACACAUUCGUAUGGUGACCUCUCCCUCUGUAAACUGAAAUCAAAUAAAAAAACAAAAGAACAAAAUAUAUUGUGACCUUAAAUGAUUGCAUAAAAAAUGGUGAAGGUAAUCGUGAAAAAUGAUAAUAAUAAGUAAUUAUUAUUUAUUGUGUUUAGUUGUAAUGUUUUGCACAGCAAAGGCAGCUGGUAAUUCAAAAGAGCAAUGUAAUGUUAAUGUAACAUUGACAUAACAUUGCUAAUUAGUAUAAGUGCAAAGAUAGGGUCUGUCAAGCUGAGAGUCUGCUUCAAAACUGAAAUUUUAACGUUAACCUGAGCACUCCUUCUACUAUUUGUGUAUAUUUCCCCCUACAUAAGGGCAGGGGUCCAGGGGGAUCCAUUACUGUGUAGCUUUUAAAAUGCAUUAGAGUGCGGCCCCCUUUAACGUCAGCAGAAGUACAGCUUUUGUAACACAUUUGCAAAAGCUCAGUUAGCAGAAUGAAUGAAAUAAACAAACAAACAAAUAAGUAAAUAAAACUAAAUAAUAGAUACAUUUAAAACAACUUUAUCAGAACACCAAUUUAAAAAAUCCUUUAAACUCAUUCCACUGUAUGUUGUAACAAUAAGAGCCAGUACCACCGAUAUCUGCACAAUCAAAUCAUUGUCUGAAAUUGUCUAGAAAUUGUUCAGUACUGCACUCUUUCCCAGCAUACUUAACUUUCUGUGAACUGAAAAAACUUUUUAGUGGAAUCAACUUUUUUAAAGAAAAAGUAGCAAGUACUAAUGUUUAUUACCAUUUAGUGAAUGGCACCUAUAAAUCCAACCUCCUCCUAUUCAGUCAAUGCAACCACUAGAUAACCUGAAUGCUAGUCGUUGGCCACCCUGUUUUCGUGUCUCUUGUCAUUUUUAGACAAUCAUGUUUUACUUUCAUUGUUGUUGAUGUUAUUGUUGUGUAUGUUGGGAAUUGUAUUUAUUUCUUGCUGACCUGUAGUUUGUUUACGGAAUAGCACUGCUCUUAUCCCAGUGGACAGGAGAUUCCUCCCUGGAUUUGAUUCAGAAAUUAAUGGGUUUGUAGAUUUACAAUACCAUGAAAGCUGGGUAGUGUUACAUAUGGCAUUCCCUCUGUAUUCCUCUAAUGAAAAUGGUUGAUGAAAUAGAUAUUACUUAGGUUUUUUGUAAGACAAUUUAUUGAUUCAACUGUAAAAAAAGAGUUAAAAAUAGUAGGUAUUAUUUCCUCAUAACCGCAUGAUUGGUCUGGAUAUAACUGUAUCUGAUAUUUUUUACGGUUGUCUGCAAGCUUGUGUGAUGUUCAGUCCAUGUUAAUCCUUUGUGCCAAACCUAUUAUAAAUAACAGAUUAUAUUCACAGAUUUUCUUUCCCAUGUUGAGGGACCAGAUUUUUUCCUGUUUUGUUGUUGUUUAUAAUAUCAUUUUAAAAGUAAUCAGCAAGUUGAGGUACUUUGUUUUAAUGCUUUCUACAAUGUAACUGUAUGCAUUUCAAUACAAUACUAUGGGAGGAGCAACUAAAAAAAUAAAGGACUACAUUGUGGGAAGACUGGC
This is a messenger RNA of Paramormyrops kingsleyae, 5643 nucleotides long. RefSeq names its product MDS1 and EVI1 complex locus (gene mecom). Gene Ontology annotation, biological process: regulation of gene expression. NCBI's taxonomy places the organism in Eukaryota, Metazoa, Chordata, Actinopteri, Osteoglossiformes, Mormyridae. Gene Ontology annotation, cellular component: nucleus. The record is from RefSeq and is a predicted model, not a curated record. Gene Ontology annotation, molecular function: protein binding.